Lentinula edodes (shiitake mushroom) is the source of this 1705-nucleotide messenger RNA. RefSeq lists its product as uncharacterized. The transcript is spliced from 6 exons. Lineage: Eukaryota; Fungi; Basidiomycota; Agaricomycetes; Agaricales; Omphalotaceae. The record is from RefSeq and is a predicted model, not a curated record. Bases 275 to 1396 code for a protein of 373 amino acids.
CCAGCGCCGGGCCUCGUUGACUGUAGGCUGCGGGGGGUAGGAACAUGAAGUGUCGAUGAAGGAGGUCACACACGUGGUGAUAACUGGCAGUGAUUUCACUUUCCUUCUCUCGUUCAUCAGUAUUUUGUUUUCGACCUGGCAGCCCAUUUCCUUGCAUCUUGAGGUUUUUUUUUCGGUGUUCGACGGUCAGAUUCGACGCAUGCUAAUAAACUGAUACUAUAUCUCUAAUAUAUUGCUCUAUUCGCCUGUUUCUCCUUGUGUGGCAAAAUCAUCUAUGUCGUCCUAUCUUAAUCAGGGUGAUAUAGUCAAAAUUCGCGAAAACACUCAAUCUUCAUUACGUUCUCGAUCCGCAAGAACCUCCAUCUCCUCACCGAUUCCCUUGCGCUCUGCUCUAGCGACAGACACAAAAGUACCCUCGACCCCCACUUCCAACACAGGCAAGGGCAAACGCAAAGCUGAGGAGGUCGAAGGAAAUACUCCCCCAGAUGUACGGAAACAGCGAGCCACUUUUGCAGCAGAUCCACGUCCUCAUCGCGGAUCAGGAACCUCAAGCUCAUCUCAAGCGCCUUCGUCUUAUACUCGCAAACGCGCGAGACUUUCUACUGCAGCGACUACCUCAGCCGCAGGGCUUGCAGCGACGAUGACUGCUCUGGGAGAGAACGAGGUCACAGGCUCGAGAUCAUCGUCGCGUUCAGAAGCCCAACGAAACCAGAACGCGGCUACUACUGGAACAUGGAACUCCACGCGAAGUCGCACUGCUAGCAUCAUGCGGUCCCAAUCCCGUACCUCCCACCGAAGUCAGAACACGCCCAUCUCGCGUCCCCUUUCCGUCGCACCGUCUAAGCGCGGUAGUAUCUCACAAGCUUCUAUUCCCAUUUCUGCCUUGAUAUCACCUCACGCACCAUCCAUAUCGCACCGGCCUGCCUCAACCUUUCAUAUGCGUGACCCACGCAAGCCGCCCAAAAUUCAGCCCACACCGUGGACACCAGCACUUCCUCGGACUGGGUACGGAGAGCACGGCUAUCUCAGGGAACGCGUUGCUUCGAUAUUGGAGUCAGGAUUUGUUUUGAGACGUCGAACGCAGGACCCGGAACAUCAGGAGGAGAACUCUGCGCCUGUGGGAUGGUACGAAGGAGGAGGCAGUCCACCUCAUGCUUGGCUGUUCUUCCUAGGAUUUAUCAUUUUCCCCGUUUGGUGGAUUGCCGCAUUUCUAAAAAUCCCUAAGACAAGAAGUAUUGAAGGCGGCCAUGAUGGUCAAAAAUCGGUUAUACUGGACGAUCCCCAAGUCGAACACGAUGCAAGAUCGUGGCGUAAACGAUGUCGAAUCAUGAGUGCAAUGUCCCUAGUGACUUAUAUCCCCUUCAUCAUCCUUGUUGCCAUCUUUGUUCCACGGUGACGACCAUUGGCCUGCUCCAUUAGGCCCCAUCUAUUAUAUCUGUUUCUAUAUCUCGUUCCCCUCAAUCUCCUGUAUCAUGUUUACACAGACCGCGUCUUUACAAGCUGAACCCGAAACUGAAAACUUACCCUACCCUGAUAUGCACUUUUGCACCUCCCUUCUCCCAUUCCCCGCAAACCCUUCAUUCAGCGCACUCGCUGUUAAAUUCCACAAUUAUACCAGCUCACCAUCCCCACCCUCUUUUGAUAUCGACCCUCUUUUGAACAUAUCUGUUGUACGUAUGCCAUAUAUCAACAAUCUAUGUACCUG